UUGGGGUCCACAUUUUUGUUCUGCUUCUGCACUUCUGCUCAUUCCGAAGCCUUCGCCGCGUCUCGCCGGCGUACGCCGCAGGCGCCCCACCUCCUCCGGCGAGCCAGCUCGGAGCUAGACGCCUGCCCUCCCCACUCUCGCCGGCGGUGGGCGCGCGGGUGGAGCCCCUGCGUUGGCCGGACGGCGGGAGGAGAUGACGGUGGCGGCGGGGUUAGGGUACGCGCUGGUCGCGCUGGGCCCCGCCUUCUCCCUCUUCGCCGGCGUCGUCGCCAGGAAGCCCUUCCUCGUCCUCACCCUUCUCACCAGCACUUUAUUCUGGCUUAUAAGUUUGAUAAUUCUCUCGGGAAUAUGGAGGGUAUUUCUCCCUAUAAGAUCAGGAGCUUGGUGGCCGUAUGCAAUUCUUAUCCUUACAUCUGUUGCAUUUCAAGAAGGCAUUCGUCUUGUCUUUUGGAGGCUUUACAAGAAAAUGGAAGAGAUGCUGGAUUCCUUUGCUGAUAGAAUAUCUAAACCGCGCCUCUGUUUGACAGACAAGAUGCUAAUAUCGUUGGCUGGUGGUUUAGGCCAUGGAGUGGCUCAUGCCGUCUUUUUCUGCCUCAGCCUUUUAACUCCAGCAUUCGGCAGAGCUACAUUUUAUGUUGAAAAGUGCUCAAGGAUGCCAUUUUUCCUUGUGUCAGCCAUUAUUUCUCUUGGAUUCUUGGUCAUCCACACAUUCUCAAUGAUUAUUGCUUUUAAUGGGUACGACGAGAGAAAGAGAAGUGAUCAAGUAUUUGUCCCAGUUGUUCAUCUGAUUGCUUCUGUAAUGACACUAAUCAAUCUUGCACCUGGGGGCUGCGUAAUUGGUACACCACUAUUAUGCGUCAUGGGUGCAGUGACGUUGCAAUACUGCUGGCAAAUGGUAUGGCGGAGAUUAUCUGAGCAGCAGCAUCGGCAGUUUAGCAGCUAGUGCCUGGCAAUGCUCCUUACAUGUAUCUUCUCAUGUCCAAUUUUAAUAAUCUUUUGUUUGGGGUACUAGGGCAAGAAGUUGUAAACGUAGCGAAUUAGCGAUUAUACCACUAGUGGGAUUCACAUCUUAUGAAAAUUGCAUGCAAUUCAACGUCAUGACUGAGACAUUGAAGCCCAUCUGUUUGGUUGCUCAUGAAAUUUUUCAUUUUCUUC
Molecule: messenger RNA, 1155 nt
Organism: Oryza sativa Japonica Group (Japanese rice)
Lineage: Eukaryota; Viridiplantae; Streptophyta; Magnoliopsida; Poales; Poaceae
Product: gamma-secretase subunit APH1-like
Biological process (GO): positive regulation of catalytic activity; protein processing
Cellular component (GO): membrane; gamma-secretase complex; endoplasmic reticulum
Molecular function (GO): protein-macromolecule adaptor activity
Source: RefSeq, a predicted model, not a curated record